Molecule: messenger RNA, 439 nt
Organism: Emiliania huxleyi CCMP1516
Lineage: Eukaryota; Haptophyta; Isochrysidales; Noelaerhabdaceae
Exons: 3
Source: RefSeq, a predicted model, not a curated record
GACGCUCACCCCGACGCACAAGCUGCCCGCCGGGCCGGCAAAGGAGCUCAAGCAGGCGUCCGAGGUUGCCGUUGGAGAGACGGUCUGGAUCGCGUCGCCGGCCGCGGGCACGAUCGUGCAGGCGCCCGUCCUCAAGAUAACCAAGGUCGUGGCCGACGGGCUGCACAGCCCGCUCACCAUGCACGGCGGCUGGCCGGUCGUCGACGGCGUCGCGACCUCGUACAACAGCGCGGCCGUCGUCGCGCGCAACAAGUACUUCGUGCCGCUCGUCGAGGCGGUCUGCCCCUCUCUCGGCCGCCUCGUCGUGGCGGCUGUGAACCCCAAGCCGAUGCACUACAUCGAUGGCGAGCCGAAGCUGGGGGCUUCGGCUAUGAAGCGCACGCUUCCAGCGGCAGCGGGGCCGGGUGAUAUGUGCUGCACCCUGCACCUGCAGUCGUGA